AUGUGUCAGAGUCUCCAGGAGAACGUCUUUGUCUGCCUCUUUGUUGACCAUUUUCUUUCUUUCUUUCAAUUCUCUCUUUGUGCCACUGUCCUUGAUCUUACGGAAGGGCGACCACCAGGUUGCCAUGGCGAUCCUCCUGCAGCAUAGCAACAACCUCAGCACCGGGCUCGGCUCCGCGUCGGAUCCCGCUGGCGUCGCGCUGGGCCGGGCGGGUCACACCGCGGCGGCCGUGGUCCUCGGAUUCAUCCUGGUCCUGGGCUUCCUCGGUAACUUCCUUGUGCUCAUGGUGUUCUCGCGCUUCCCCGGUCUGGUGACUCCGGUGAACGUGCUGCUGAUCAAUAUCAGCGCGAGCGACAUGCUCGUCUGCAUCCUCGGGACCCCCCUCAGCUUCGCGGCCAGCGUGCGCGGCAGGUGGCUGACCGGCUCGUACGGGUGCCGGUGGUACGGUUUCUCCAACGCGUUUUUUGGAAUAGUUUCUCUGGUGUCUCUCUCUCUGCUGUCCUUGGAGCGGUACUCUACAGUGCUGGGCAGAACCCACUCGAACUCUGACCCCUCUCAGUACCGCCGGGCCUGGCUGGCUGUAGCGGCUUCCUGGCUCUACUCUCUGGUCUGGACUCUUCCACCGCUGCUGGGCUGGAGCAGCUACGGGCCGGAGGGUCCCGGCACCAUCUGCUCCGUUCAGUGGCACCAGCGCUCCACCGCAGCGCGCUCCUACAUCGGCUGUUUGUUCGUCUUCUGCCUGCUGCUGCCGCUCCUGCUCAUGUUCUUCUGCUAUGGGAGGAUCUUGCUGGCCGUGCAAGCGGUGGCAAGACAGGUGAGCAGGAUCAAUCAGUCCUCAGCUGAGAGGAGGGAAAGCCGCGUCCUUUUAAUGGUGGUCUCCAUGGUGACAGGCUACCUGUUGUGCUGGAUGCCAUACGGUGUUGUGGCGAUGCUCGCCUCCUUUGGAAAGCCCGGCGUGGUGUCGCCUGCCGCCAGUUUGAUCCCGUCGCUGCUGGCAAAGACCAGCGCCGUCCUCAACCCUGUUAUUUAUGUGCUGCUCAACAAGCAGUUCUCCCGGUGUCUCCUGUACAUGAUCAGGUGCAGCUCAGAAGCCCCUCCCACCAAAGCUCAACACACAAGGCCCACCAGAAGGGGUGUCUGGCGUCACCCGCCAACAGAGGACCAAAACACGGUGCACGCCCUGUACACAUCCAGGGACCAGCAGCACCAGCAGCCUGUGCUGGUGCUAGUGGCUCAAUAUGCAACAUAGAGGUCAGAGGUCAACUUAGUUUGAUGAACAAAGGCAUUACAAUUUUAACUUUCACUUAAUUUCACCUAUUUUUAAACAAAAAUGUAACAUACUACAGGAAUUAUUUUAGUUCUAGAAACGUUUGUUCUGUUGAUAAAUCUUGUGGACCGUGCAGCUUCAUUUUGAGUAUUCGUAGCAGUUCAUCACAGCAGCAGAUGUACAGUAUGUUGCCAUCAAUGGACUAACUAACCCCGGUCCACAGUUAAAAUGCAUCAGAUGCAACUCAUUUUAUGGUCUAAUAGGCAUAUCAGUAUAUAUUUAUUUUUUUUAAUCACCAAGCAGCCAAACUUAUCGCACGUUUCAAUGUCACAUUAAAGUCAAACAAGUCUGACUACAUGGAACUGUGAUCGUUAUUUUUUUCUACUGAUCCA
Molecule: messenger RNA, 1659 nt
Organism: Pungitius pungitius (ninespine stickleback)
Lineage: Eukaryota; Metazoa; Chordata; Actinopteri; Perciformes; Gasterosteidae
Gene: tmtops3b
Product: teleost multiple tissue opsin 3b
Exons: 6
Coding region: 125-1249 (374 amino acids)
Biological process (GO): visual perception; phototransduction; cellular response to light stimulus
Cellular component (GO): photoreceptor outer segment; plasma membrane
Molecular function (GO): G protein-coupled photoreceptor activity
Source: RefSeq, a predicted model, not a curated record